Molecule: messenger RNA, 3432 nt
Organism: Chinchilla lanigera (long-tailed chinchilla)
Lineage: Eukaryota; Metazoa; Chordata; Mammalia; Rodentia; Chinchillidae
Gene: Nlrx1
Product: NLR family member X1
Exons: 10
Coding region: 347-3265 (972 amino acids)
Biological process (GO): negative regulation of canonical NF-kappaB signal transduction
Cellular component (GO): mitochondrion
Molecular function (GO): protein binding
Source: RefSeq, a predicted model, not a curated record
GCUCUUACCCCUUCCUCACCUCCUGGGACUCCUGCUUCCCGUCCUGUCAACACCCUGGCCAGCUGCAGCACUGGUUGGGCCUGCUAAGGCAUGCCACCCUAUGCAGCCAUGCAGAAAAGGGUGCCCUCCCUUAAUCUCUGUCUCCAGAGACCCGGCGGUUCCGGGUCCGAGCCUGCGUUUAGAGGAGCCGUGGGGCUCAGGAAAGGCUUCCGAAGAGAGAAGACUCUUGAACAGUAUUUUAAAAGAUUGGGAUUCUGAUAGUGAAGAAAGGUCAUUCUGAGCUGAAUAAUGGGAGCAGGCGAGAAGGUGGUGCUAAGUCCCCCAGCUGCUGACCUUUUCUCCCAGGAUGAGGUGGGGGCACCAUUUGUCCAGGGCUUCUUGGGGCUGUGGUCUGGGAAGAACACCCCGACCACCAGAUGGUCAUAUACCCUUCCUGAUCCACUGGAGCUGGCUCCCUAAAGAGGAUCGCCCCCUUGGGCCCCUUAGGGCCUUUGUACGCCACCAUGGAAGCUCGGCAGACACAGCUCCCCUGUCCGGGAGACAUGGACCGCUGUUCCGGAGCGCCUCUGCAGCUGAAGCGAUCCAUCAGCACCGCCAGAACCUGGCUGAGUGGUUCAGCCGGCUGCCCAGGGAGGAGCGUCAGUUUGGCCCAACCUUUGCCCUCGACACAGCCCAUGUUGACCCUGUGAUCCGCGAGAGCACCCCUGAUGAGCUGCUUCGCUCAUCUUCGGCACUGGCCUUGGACCAUCAGUCGCCCCCGGCGGGGCUCCCCCCUCUGGCCCUGUCUCAGCUCUUCAACCCAGAUGCCUGUGGGCGCCAGGUGCAGACAGUGGUGCUCUAUGGGACGGUGGGCAUGGGCAAGAGCACGUUAGUGCGCAAGAUGGUCCUGGACUGGUGCUAUGGACAGCUGCCGGCCUUUGAGCUGCUCAUCCCUUUCUCCUGUGAGGACCUGUCAUCCCUGGGCCCUGCCCCUGCUUCCUUGUGCCAACUUGUGGCCCAGCGCUACACACCCCUGAAGGAGGUUCUGCCCCUGAUGUCUGCGGCCGGGUCCCGCCUGCUGUUUGUGCUCCAUGGCUUGGAGCGUCUCAACCUGGACUUCCGGCUGGCAGGCACAGGGCUUUGUAGUGACCCCAAGGAGCCGGGUGUACCAGCUGCCAUCAUCGUCAACCUGUUGCGCAAAUACAUGCUGCCCGAGGCCCGCAUUCUGGUGACUACUCGGCCUUCUGCCAUCGGCCGCAUCCCCAGCAAAUAUGUGGGCCGCUAUGGUGAGAUCUGUGGCUUCUCUGAUACCAACCUGCAGAAGCUCUACUUCCAGCUCCGCCUCAACCAGCCUGACUGUGGGCACAGUGCAGGUAUCUUGGCCACGCCAGCUCAGCGGGAUCACCUGGUGCAGAUGCUGUCCCGGAACCUGGAGGGCCACCACCAGAUCGCCACUGCCUGCUUCCUGCCCUCCUACUGCUGGCUUGUCUGUGCCACCUUGCACUUCCUGCAUGCCCCAAUGCCUGCUGGCCAGACCCUCACAAGCAUCUACACCAGCUUCCUGCGGCUCAACUUCAGCGGGGAAACGCUGGACAGUGCUGACCCCUCUAAUUUAUCCCUGAUGGCCUAUGCAGCCCGAACCAUGGGCAAGUUGGCCUACGAGGGUGUGUCCUCCCGCAAGACCUACUUCUCUGAAGAGGAUGUCCAGGGCUGCUUGGAGGCUGGCAUCAAGACGGAAGAGGAGUUCCAGCUGCUGUAUGUCUUCCGCCGGGAUGCCCUGAGGUUUUUCUUGGCGCCGUGUGUAGAGCCAGGGCACCUGGGCACCUUCGUGUUCACUGUGCCUGCCAUGCAGGAGUACCUGGCUGCCCUCUACAUCGUGCUGGGUUUGCGCAAGACGACCCUGCAGCGGGUGGGCAAGGAGGUGACUGAGCUGGUGGGCCGUGUUGGGGAGGAUGUCAGCCUGGUACUGGGCAUCGUGGCCAAGUUGCUCCCUCUGCGGAUUCUGCCUCUGCUCUUCAACUUGCUCAAGGUGGUUCCUCGAGUGUUUGGGCGCAUGGUGGGGAAGAGCCGGGAGGCCGUGGCCCAGGCCAUGGUGCUGGAAAUGUUCCGAGAGGAGGACUACUACAAUGAUGAUGUCCUGGACCAGAUGGGUGCCAGCAUCCUGGGCGUAGAGGGUCCCCGGCGCCACCCUGAUGAGCCCCCAGAGGAUGAAGUCUUUGAACUCUUCCCUGUGUUCAUGGGGGGGCUUCUGUCUGCCCACAACCGGGCAGUGCUGGCUCAGCUCGGCUGUUCCAUCAAGAACCUGGAUGUCCUGGAGAAUGCCCAGGCCAUCAAGAAGAAGCUGGGCAAGCUGGGCCGGCAGGCGCUGCCUCCCUCGGAGCUCCUUGACUACCUCUUCUUCCACUAUGAGUUCCAAAACCAGCGCUUCUCUGCGGAGGUGCUGAGCUCCCUGCGCCGGCUCAACUUGGCAGGUGUGCGCAUGACACCCCUUAAGUGUACGGUGGUGGCAGCUGUCCUGGGCAGUGGAAAGCAUGCCCUGGACGAAGUGAACUUGGCCUCCUGCCAGCUGGACCCUGCUGGGCUGCGUACGCUCAUGCCUGUCUUCCUGCGUGCCCGGAAGCUGGGCUUGCAACUCAACAGCCUGGGCCCCGAGGCCUGCAGGGACCUCCGAGACCUGCUGCUGCAUGACCAGUGCCAAAUUACCACCCUGCGGCUAUCUAACAACCCGCUGACAGCAGCAGGUGUCGCCCUGCUGUUGGAGGGGCUGACAGGAAACACCUCGCUGACACACCUAUCCCUGCUGCAUACUGGCCUUGGGGACGAGGGCCUGGAGUUGCUGGCUGCCCAGCUGGACCACAACCAUCAGCUGCAGGAGUUGAACGUGGCCUACAAUGGCGCUGGUGACAAGGCAGCCCUGGCCCUGGCCAAGGCGGCCCGGGAGCACCCUUCCCUGGAACUGCUGCACCUUUACUUCAAUGAGCUGAGCUCAGAGGGCCGCCAGGUCCUUCGAGACUUGGGGGGCACUGCUGAAGGUGGUGCCCGGGUCGUGGCAUCACUGACAGAGGGGGCAGCCGUGUCGGAGUACUGGUCGAUGAUCCUCAGCGAAGUACAGCGGAACCUUAACAGCUGGGAUUGGACCCGGGUCCGGCGCCACCUCGAGCUACUGCUUCGGGAUCUGGAAGAUAACCGAGGCGCCACCCUUAAUCCUUGGCGCAAGGCCCAGCUGCUGCGAGUGGAGGGUGAAGUCAAGGCCCUCCUGGAGCAGCUCGGAAGCCCUGGCAGCUGAACAGUGGCAACUGAGACCUAACUGUGGGACCACUGGCUGGAAUUCCUCCUCUCUGGCCCAGACUACUUCCUGCCUGGCUUGUCCUACUUCUUCUAGAAAGCCCCCCUCAGCUGGGCACAGUGGCACAUGCCUGUAAUGGCCCAGCCAAUCAAGAGGCUGCGGCAGGA